CUCAGAUCAUCAUCACGCGUCCAAUUGACUGUUUGUUGCUGCCCCGCCGACCGACUCUCCUCCCACUCACUCUCUUCCCUCUCUUCAACGCCUGAUCGAACCUCAACGUCAAGCCCCAGCGCAUUCGCAAUGAUGGACGCCUCCAAUGCCCCUCUAUCGUCCUCUCGUCCUCAGCCGUCUUCUAGGCCCACGACUCCCCUACGACCCAGUUCUCGAUCCUCUUUCCGCGAAGCGCACGGUUACGGGAACAGCAUCAGCAAUGCCGGCUACACUCAGCCUGCGAUCAAUGCUCUCGAGCCUCAGUUUGCAGAACUCGCAGAUUCGAUGGCAGAUCUUGAGGCAAACUUUAUGCACUUGCAGUUGAUGCAUGAGAGUUUGACGCGGUUUAGUGAGAGCUUUGCUAGUUUUCUGUAUGGAAUGAACAUGAAUGCGUUUUGUGUGGACUUUCCAGAGGCUCCUAUCACUGAAUCAUUCCGAAGAGCAAAGCAAGCCGAGGCAGAGAAAUUAGCUGAAGCCGAAGCCGAAGCUGAUCAAAUGCGACCGACCCAUGAUGGUGAAACUACAUUUAUGACCACGGAUACAUCGUUUGUCGAAAACCCUCCGACGGUAUCUAAACCGACAUCCAAGUAUUCUGUUCCCCGAGGAGGCGCUCGCGGGUCUACUCGCGGAUCGACUCGCGGUACGACUCGUGGCACAACUGGAAGCCGUUAUUCUACCAGAGGACGAGCUCGUCCAAGCGCAUUACCCAGAGGCAGAGGAAUUCGAUGAACGCAUGCGACGCAUACAUGAAACCUAUGCUAGUUUGGAGACGUCGGGUAUAACAAGGGUGGUUCUACAGUUGCUUGCAGAGAGCCUGCACCCUUCACUUCUGGAUCAACAGUAGGGACCGUCAGACAGAUGCUGUGGGAACUUAUUUGGGUCACGGCUCUGUGAAUUAACGGGCUCUAGGGACAAUGCCAAUCGAGGAUUCCGUUAAUGGAACAAUGGCUGGCUGCGUGGGCAACACCGUUCGCAGACAUUGGGUUACGCCCUGCCCUUGAUCCAGCAAAACCUGGCCUUGUCAAAGCAUCAUUUCAUUGUCCUCUAAAGGGGCAUUGAUAUCAUGUUGCAUUAUUUCUUAUUGAUAAACUUAUGAAUGGAUGUGUACACGGACAUGACGAUCUAGUCUGCAGCUCGCUCUAGACUAGCAACACAAUGAAUAGAAUAAAUUCUAAAAAGAAAUAAAUAAAAACCAACAACAAUAGGAUAGAGUCAA
Messenger RNA from Aspergillus wentii DTO 134E9, 1255 nucleotides. RefSeq names its product DASH complex subunit DAM1. Lineage: Eukaryota; Fungi; Ascomycota; Eurotiomycetes; Eurotiales; Aspergillaceae. The record is from RefSeq and is a predicted model, not a curated record. Gene Ontology annotation, biological process: mitotic sister chromatid biorientation. The transcript is spliced from 4 exons. Bases 130 to 768 code for a protein of 212 amino acids. Gene Ontology annotation, cellular component: mitotic spindle pole body; mitotic spindle polar microtubule; DASH complex.